GCCGGCCAUGUUUUUGACUGCAUGUUUUGUGCGCCCAUCCGCAAUGAGUUUCUGCAAACCAAUUCAAAUAGUAAAUAAAAAAAUAUUAAAUUAACACACGAAGAAAAUGACAAAACCUGCGUUAGAACAAAACAUCUUUAUGCUCAGCGAAAAAAAUGAGCAUGAAAGAAAUCAAAUUGAACGCUUAUCGAAAUUGCAAUGGUUGAGCGACUAUGCAAUCGACAUCUUCAAAACGAUGAAGGAGUCAGAGAUGCGUCGUCGUCCCGUACUCUAUAUGUCCACACAAAUGGACCAGCGGCCAAAGCUGCUGCAGCUUUGCCAACUGAUCACGAGGACCUAUAGAUUGAGUCGAUCCGCUUUGCAUUUGGCCAUUUAUUAUCUGGACAGGCUGAUUGAUUUCUAUACCAUCCGAGUGGACAAACUGCAGCUGAUUGCCUUAACCUGCCUGCACAUAGCUGCACAGAUCGAGAAUCAGGAUGCGUUUGUGCCGCGCUACAGUGAAAUGAAUCGCCUGAUAAAGAAUUCUUAUACGGCUUUCGAGUACAAGGCCGUGGAGCGUAAGGUGCUUACUUUCUUCGAGUUCAAUUUGAUGCGACCUACGACGGCGAGCUUUGUGGAAAUGUUUGCCUGCAGCUUCCUGACACGCGAAGAUUAUGCAGCCUAUUGCCAGCAACUCGAUGAGCACCCCUCGCUGGCAGUCAACUAUCCGCGCUUUAAUUGCUUUGAGCAAAUGUUGGCCACACUCGCUCAGCUGCUGCUGCGCAUUUCCGAUUACACGCUGUGCAUUAACAGUCUUUGUAAUGAGCCGCCUUCCCUGCUAGCUGCCAGCUGCAUUGCAGCUACGAGACAGGUGUGCGGAAUUCCCAAGCGCUGGACGCCCUAUCUAACCCAAUUGACUAGCUAUACAGAGCAGAUGGUAGAGCCAUGUGUGGAAUUUAUUGUAAUAUAUCACUAUUAUCAGGCUACAACAGCUGUUAAGGAGCAACAGCUAUUGGAGAGCAGCAACUGGUCCAGUCCGGAUUCUGGUUUUGAGGAGCAGCUCUUAAAGCCCCAAAUGAAAAUUGUCUCAGUUGAAAUGGAAGCCUUCAAUGUAAUCACAGUGCAGUUGCAAGCAACUGCCAAACGUAGUCGAGAAGAGGUUUACGAGGACCAACAAACGAAGCGUUUCAGAAUGGACGAAAAUCAAGGACACACUUAGGAUUACUAUACAUUAUUAUAACAAUUUAUAUAUAUGCACAAUCACAAUUGAAAUAGUUUGUUGUAUUAUCUAUUUGUUAAGAGAAAUCAAAUGAAGUUUAAGUAUUUCGUUUGAAAAUAAGGACUCGAUGUUUAUGUUUAUACACAAUUC
Messenger RNA from Drosophila hydei, 1348 nucleotides. RefSeq names its product cyclin-J (gene CycJ). Gene Ontology annotation, biological process: regulation of cyclin-dependent protein serine/threonine kinase activity; mitotic cell cycle phase transition. Gene Ontology annotation, cellular component: centrosome; nucleus; cyclin-dependent protein kinase holoenzyme complex. The record is from RefSeq and is a predicted model, not a curated record. Lineage: Eukaryota; Metazoa; Arthropoda; Insecta; Diptera; Drosophilidae. The transcript has 4 exons. Bases 107 to 1198 code for a protein of 363 amino acids. Gene Ontology annotation, molecular function: cyclin-dependent protein serine/threonine kinase regulator activity.